Molecule: messenger RNA, 1734 nt
Organism: Bursaphelenchus okinawaensis
Lineage: Eukaryota; Metazoa; Nematoda; Chromadorea; Rhabditida; Aphelenchoididae
Source: the annotation of a GenBank genome assembly
AUGUCUGACGAGGAGGAAUAGUAAGUUGUCGGGUUGUCACGGCCAUAAAAUUAUAUUUGUUUACAUUCGUCAUCUCUUUAAUAUCUUUUUAUAAACUUAUUAAUCCAUGUCAAAAUAAAGCGUUCGUUACCAGUUACAGUAACCUUGUUUUGCAGCAGUGAGGAGGAGAUAAUCGAGGAGGAAGAGGAGGAGGUAGCGGCCGAGGAAUCUGCCGCUCCAGCCGAACCCGCCGCCGAAGCCGAGACCGCUGAAGCCGAAGUUGAAGAAGAAGAGGCUCCAGUAGAAGAUGCUCCAGCUCCAGAAGAACGCAAAGCCAGACCUCCACCACCACCAGAGAAGGAAGUGGACCCAACCACCUUGACCGAAGCCGAGCAAGCCAUGUUGGCCGCUAAGAAGCGCCACGAAGAAGAAGAAGCCGCUCGCAGUCAAGAAGUUGAAGCCAGAAGAAAGCAAGAGUUGGCUACCGUCGAUGAAGAGCUCCGUGCCCUGAAGGAACGUCAGAUCGAGAGAAAGAAGCAACGUGAAGUCGAAGAAGCUGAGAUGGCCGAACGUCGCCGCAAGGACGAACAACGUCGUCGUGAAGAAGAAGAAGCCCGCAAGGCCAAGAUCGAGGCCCAGAAGCGUGCCAAGGAGGAAGAAAAGCUGAAGCGUCAACAAGUAAUGGCUGGAGCUUUCGUCAACACAUCAGCCAGUAAGUUUCGCAAAAUUAUUAUAUAUACUGUACAAAGUUGAACAGAAGUUCCAAAAACUGAACGUUGCAGAACCUUAUAAAGUUUCUAACAAUCUUUAUAAGGUUCUAGUUAUUAACAAAAGAUAACAAGUACAACUGGUUAUUGCAGAUGUUGGUCGCAAGAAGGAAAGAACUGAAGAACAACACCAAGAAGCCAAGCGUAACUACAUCGCUUCUCUUCAGAACAGCAAGCAAGACGUCUCUAACUUGUUGCCAAAUGACUUGAAGGCCAAGAUCAAGCAACUCCACUCUCGUAUCCUGAAGCUGGAAUCUGACAAAUACGAUCUCGAGAAGCGUCAUGAACGUCAAGACUACGACGUAAGUGUUAACACGAUAACUGCUAAUUUGAAACUUUACUAAUGACCUGCCAGUUGACAAUUGUGCAAAUAUUACUCUAACCUUAACAUUAUGCUUUACAGUUGAAAGAACUUAACGAGCGUACCAGUCAAGCUGCACGUAAGAAGGCGAUCGCCAUGGGCGUAGACCCAGAAGAAGGAGAAAGCAGCGGAAUCAGACCACCAAAGAUCAACGUCGCUUCCAAAUAUGACCGUCGCGUCGACCACCGUGGCUACGGCGACCGUCGUGAGCUGUUCGAAAACGUAAGCUUUUAAUCUUAUCAAUUUCAAUUUUUUGCCAAAAAUGAAGUUUUCAGAAUCGUUAUUGAUAAGCAGAUCAACUAAUACCUAAAAUUUUAGCCCUUCCAAAGACCAGACCCUGCCAUUGUUCACGGCAGCGGCCGUCCCCCACCAGAAUGGGGCCGCAAAAACUUGGAAGAACUGGAACAACUCAGAAAGAACCUCGAGCCCUUCAGAUAUCAAGAGCAGGUCAAGGCCGAAGGAGAGGCUGCCCGACCUCCAGUCCCAGUUAUCCCACUCCAGAUUCCAGCAGAAAACGAAGCUGCCCCGGCGCCAGCUGAGGUAUAACAUUGGUUUCUUUACUGCGUCAAAUAUAUUCAAUAACCGAUAUUAUUCUUGUAUUUAAAGUAAUAAUUUAAAUUUCAGUAA